Saprolegnia parasitica CBS 223.65 is the source of this 1056-nucleotide messenger RNA. RefSeq lists its product as hypothetical. Gene Ontology annotation, biological process: mRNA export from nucleus. The transcript is spliced from 3 exons. Lineage: Eukaryota; Oomycota; Saprolegniomycetes; Saprolegniales; Saprolegniaceae. The record is from RefSeq and is a predicted model, not a curated record. Gene Ontology annotation, cellular component: cytoplasm; transcription export complex 2; nucleus. Bases 31 to 1056 code for a protein of 341 amino acids.
GAGCGAGUGACACGGAACCAGACCACGGCUAUGUCGAUGCUCGUCGGGACAUGCUUGGGCUUCUGCCCGCUGCAUGAGGCCAAGGAGCGCCGGAAGAUGCAAGAGCUCUCCAAGUACGAGCGGCCACCGUACCUGCCCGUGAAGAAGUUCCGCCGGUCGGCUGCGGGCACCGUCAUCAAGCCCCACGACGUGCGUCCCGUCCACGUGCUGGUCGAGACGACCGCGUAUCUCUUGAGCUUGCUGCCGUCGCAGCUCACGCUGCCGCUCGACUUGUACCAUUUCCUCGACGACCGGUUCCGCGCGGUGCGGAGCGACUUGACGCUGCAAGGCGCGUUUGCCCUCGACGUUCUCCAGCCCAUUGCGCGCUUCUACAUCCUCGCCCAGUGCAUCUUGCGCCUCGAGACGCGGUCGGGAUCUGUGCCGUAUGCGUCACUCGAAAAGCUCCUCGAGGACCAGCUCGCAUCGGUGCUGCUCCUUCUUCGCGAGUCGUCGGUCGAGUUCCGGCGCCUCCUCGAGGACCAGCUCGCAUCGGUGCUGCUCCUUCUUCGCGAGUCGUCGGUCGAGUUCCGGCGCCUCUACCUCGUGCUGCACCAAGACGCGCGCGACUUUUGCCGACCUGGCGAUGCCACGUGGCGAUCGACCCUCGCUUUGUGCACGCCGGCGCCGUACUUGAGCGCGCGGCCAUCCUCGCUCGAGACGAAUUUGCUGGCACGUGCCCUGCGCUUUCGCAAGAUCGGAGCCGACGUGCACCAGCAAAUGGUCGUCUUGGCCAAGGCGUACACCAAGCAAGAUCGAUUUCCCGUCGCGGACCUGGCGCGCUUUCUGCGCCUCGACGAUGCGGAGUGCGCUUUGGCCAUAUUGCGCGGCUACGGCGUGGCCGUCACACCCAGUGCCGAAGGCGAGCCCGCUUACUUCCGCUUCAAUGAAGCGCCGCUGCCUGACGCGAUGACGAGUGACGCGAUGACGGCCCUGCUCGCCAGCGAGUUUGCGGCGCUCAAGACCCUUGGCGGAGACGCUACGUUCAGUGCACUGGCGCUUCUUGGACAGCCACUGUAA